AUGAUGCUGGUGGUUCGGCGAUGGGGGCUUUGCAGUCGCCGGAGCUUUUGCGCGGAGGCCCGCUGGAUCGCAAGUUCUUGGGAGGUGAGCUCCUGUGGUCGCGUACGAUCGAGAACUGGCAUCGUAAGCCAUGGCGCUUUGUCCUGCGAGGGUUAUCGACGUGUAACGAUUGGCCGGGAAAUGUACUCUGUACAUCGGUUGGUGGCCGCCACAUUCCUGGGCCCUCCACCAGCCUCCUCCAAGUGGGAGGUGAAUCACAUUGACAACGACAGGAGCAAUAACCAUGUAUGGAACCUAGUGUACGCCACACGCAGUGAAAAUGUUCAGCAUUCCUGGGCAGUCAAUGCCUCGCGCGGGACGACGGCAGAGAAGCUCGGCAAAUCUGUUCUGUGGAGGCCCUGUGGAAGUGACUCCUGGUCGCCGGCUGUUUCGCAGGCAUCAGCUGCAAAGCUGCUUGGCGUGAGCGAAAAGUGCAUCUCCCGCUGUUGUCGCGGCUUGGCUGCAAGCUGCAAGGCAGGAACGGCACGCUAUGAGUUUCAAGGACUGCACGAGCCGGAGCCGCUGCUUGACGGCGAAGUCUGGAAGCCAGCCACGCUCCCACAUGAAGAGAACCCAAUUUCAGGUCUCUUUGUCAGCAGCCACGGCAGGAUCUUGUCGUCGUCGUUCAGACACAAGUACGUCUCACGUGGAUGUUGCAACGCGAGUGGGUAUUAUGCAGUGCGGAAGGCAGGCAGGGCAUUUCUGGUGCAUCGUCUGGUAGCAGGGACCUUCCUCGCUCAGCCUGCGUGUUCCAGCUUGCAGGUGAACCACAAGGACUCAGACCGCGGAAAUAACCAUGUGCAAAACCUGGAGUAUGUCACCGCGUCCCAGAACAUGCGUCACGCGGCUAUGCAGAGAAAUGGCAGGUGGCAAAGGGCGAGACGCGGCAAGCUUGUGGAGGCCCGGUUGGCAGGAUCCCACGGUGCAUGGCUGCAGUUCGAGUCCAUCCGAGCGGCAGCAGCACACACGGGCACCACAACAACGCUCAUUUCGAGGAUUUGCCAGACGGAGCCUGGUAGCCAUCUGCCUACUGGAAAAUGGGACUUUCGCUUUGCUUCAGAUUCACAGGAGCUCCCGGGUGAGGAGUGGCGCCCGGUGGUCUUGGAGGGAGUCGCUGAGCAGGCGAAGGUCGUCAACGAGUACGAGCAGCAGGUGCAGCGGGUGGUUCAGCACAUCUCCGUCAUGAAGUCUGAGAACGAGGCGGUCAUGGCCAACAUCUCGGCGGGCGCGGAAGCCAAGUCCAAGGAGAUUCGGGCGGCCGCCCGCCGCGAUGCCUUCAACCUGAAGCAGGGAAUGAAGGCGCAGAAGUACGGCGAGCUCCGGAAAAAGUUGGAGCUCGAUGGCAAUCAGAUGAGCGAAUACUUCAAGAUUAAGUCCGUGCAGGGCCAGAGCAGCAGUGGCAAGGUCGUGGUCGGACUCCCUACGGUCGGCCAGGCGGCGCUGGCCGGCCCAAAGUCAAAGCACACGGACCUCUGA
Molecule: messenger RNA, 1515 nt
Organism: Symbiodinium natans
Lineage: Eukaryota; Dinophyceae; Suessiales; Symbiodiniaceae
Source: the annotation of a GenBank genome assembly